Molecule: messenger RNA, 7548 nt
Organism: Maniola jurtina (meadow brown)
Lineage: Eukaryota; Metazoa; Arthropoda; Insecta; Lepidoptera; Nymphalidae
Gene: milt
Product: trafficking kinesin-binding protein milt
Exons: 12
Coding region: 2483-4678 (731 amino acids)
Source: RefSeq, a predicted model, not a curated record
AAUCUAAAAAAGAUAUUAAUAGUAUAAAAAAUACUUAACUUUAUAAGGAAUUUACAUAUUGUGUCUUGAAUAUUACUAAAGCAUAGUUACAACAGUUUUUCUGGACAAAUAGUCGAGUCAGGGAUUACAAACUGAAGUCAGAUCUAGGUUUUUGAAUUGAAACAGUUUUGAUCUAGGGGUGCAAUAUCUCCCACAAUGAACAGAAAGUGAAUCCUCGUAUUGGAUAUAGAUGAUAAUAUAGAUGCGUGAUUUCUUGCAGUGAAAACCAUGUUGCAUUCCGUCUAUCACGAAUAGGUAUAUCCCGUAAUCACGACGUUCGUGAAAUAUUAGUAAAAUCACGAACUAAUUCUAAGUGCUGAGACUAGUAUUCGUUUAUGAAAUCAAUUACAUAAUAUUAUGCAUACAAAAAUUAAUACUGUACUAAGUAUCGUCUUGAGCAAUUUAUCCACCACCACUAUGUAUCUAUCUACCUACUAUGUAGUGUAGGCCACUAUGUAUAUUAUGAUUGAAAACAUCAAUUCUAAGAUAAAUCCUCAAUCACUUACCAUGCUUUACAAGAAAAUUAUUGUGUAUCAUAUUUAAAAGUUUCUGUUACUACACUACACUAAACUAUCUAACGUACUUUUUUAAUUAAAUUUAAUCUGCAAUCUGGCACCAAGGCCAUCUUGCUCCUUCGAGGACUUGUACUACAAGUAACAUUUGGUAAAUGGGUUAUAAGGUGCAAAAGCUGCUAUACACGACUCAACAAGGCUGUUUUACGUCAAUGCUGUAUCACGUGCAACGCGGUCGACCUUUAAACGCUCCCUCUUUCGCUCGAUCGCGGUUCAACAUGAGUAGAAAUUUUAAUUAUAUAACGUAACCUAUCUCAGCGGCAGUAAAAUAUUAGAGCUAUUCCAAUUCAAAAUUUGAUUUGGCACCUAAGAGUGGCUACUUCUAUUUACAUGGGUUUAAGGAUGAAUGUUAUAUUGAACCGUGAGGUAAGUAGGUAUUUGGGAACCAACGAUAAAUGAACAGCCUUCUCGAGAUGAGGAGAAGUUUCAUUAGAGAAUUUCAUUAAAUUCAGUAUGAAGUAAGAAUUACUAGAAGAUAACGUUUGUUUCUACGAUAAAACCUUGGUUCUAAUUGAAAUAAUCCAUUAUCGCUUUCAUAAUCUUUACUGCUGUUUAUGCAAUAAGUUUGAGGUACAAAGUAGACUGCUUGAAUGCCACUCCUGAAAGUAUUUAAAUUAUUGUUCUUCAUUUUUUGAAGCCGAAACUAUGUGCUAGUUGUGGUACAUGUAUGGUUGUCAUAAUGUUUCUAAUCUUUGCUAAUAGCAAUGUCUAUAGAUUCUCGUUAAAAUAAAUAUUACUGACUAGUACAAGUAUGACUGUCGUGACUAGCUAAAUAUUUAGUUUUCCAUUUUCUAGUGACCAUGAGAAAUCGGACAAUACUCAUGAAGAUCAACAUAAUUACUGUUUUACCUGUCAUUGGGCAUAAGAUAAGAUCAUCAUAGUAACAGGAAAAUCACAGUUGAUACCUACCUACAAUAGAAAAUGUGAUCUUACUUAGAGUUGUCACUUGUUAUGACCAUAUUAAAUAAAUUAUUCAUUGUUCCUUUGUUAACAAUUCUAUUGUGAGUGAAAUUAUUUACAUUUUAUCUUCACCAUACUGUCAAAGAGAAUGUUGUAAUGUCUACGAUAAGCUAUUUUCUAUUUUCCUUCUCGAGUAGUAAAGUAGGUACUUUAGAAUGAAAAUUGCGAUCGUAUUGUGCAGUCCAAGGUCGACUCGGCGAAGUGUAAAAAAAGUCAGAUACGUGAUUUUAUGUGGGAAAUAAAACAACAUUUUAUCAUGCGGGUACGAAUAUGAUUAGCAUGGUAACUGUUUCGAUAGUAGUAACAAACGACAAGCGAAAAUUCAAUAGGUACGUAGGUACCUACUUAAAUUAAAAAACGAUUUCUUGUUUCAAUAUAUUUCAUGGCGUAUUUUCCAAAGGUCCUUUGUUAUAUUUUAUGAGUUAAAGUUCGCUCGUUUAAUAUUUGUUUGCCUUCGUUAAAGUCCUUCACGACUUCGCUUAGCGAGUUUGUCGUCAUAAACAAACAUUUAUAUUUGUGCUGUGUUAUUAUGAUAUCGCAGACCAAUCGAAGGGCACUGGGGUGUCGGACAAGUUUAAAGUAGAACUAGUGAAAUUAAAAGUACCUACGAAAUAAGUGAACCUAAGAAGUGAUAGUAAAUAGUUAAGGAGUGUGCGGGGAGUGUGGAUCGGCGUGAGGCGGGCGGGGCCGAUGAUUGCGGGUCGGGCGCGUCACGGCAGAGGGCGGUGCGGGAUCGGGCGCGGGGUGCGCGGAGGGCUCGCGCGCCUCGCCGCCGCCCGGCUUCGAUCGCGAGCUCUUCCAGGAGUUGAGCUUCCUCCCCGACGCAGAACUCCGAGAGUGUCUCGGCGAGUAUCCUGACUUCCUGUACCACCUGGCGAGGGACAGUUCUAUGCAGCAACAGGGUGAGCCAAAUGACAAAAACCUACAAUGACAUCGAAGCGGUAACACGGCUCUUAGAAGAAAAAGAAAAAGAUUUAGAGCUGACGGCGCGCAUCGGCAAGGAGCUCCUGACUGCGAACGGGAGGCUUGAAGCUCGUGUGACCGCACUCGAGGGUGAGCUGCGCAGUGCGCGGGACCUCGUCACUCAGUUGCGCCACGAAAUAUCCUCUAAGAGUGAUUUGCUGCAGGUUUUAACCGAUGACACAGAAGAGGGUUCACCAACAGAGGAGCAAGAGGCGCCGACGGCGAUUGCUUUGAAGCGACGAACUGGCGCCCUGGAGCGGGAAAACCGCGCGCUGAGGGAGGAGGCCGCGCGCCUCGCCGCCGGCGCCGACUCCGCCGAGCUCGCCGAGAGGCAGCUGCUCAGGGAUAUCGCUGCUCAGCUGUCGAGUGCAAACUCGGAAGCGAACGUGCUUGGCACGGAGCUGGCGGAGGAGCGGCAGCGCUCGGCCGAGUUGCAGUACCAGCUCGACACCACUAACACACGACUCGCUGCCACCGAAAGAAAUUUACAACAGUUAACCACUGAACACGAACACACGCUUCGAAUUUUGGAAAUAACAAAAGAUAACCAAAAUGCACUCGCCGCGGAGUUGGCUGACGCUAAGGAGCGGUAUGCAGAAGUGGCAGCGUUGCUGGCCGAAGCUCAGGAGCAGUUGCGCGCGGUGCGGAAGCGAGGAGAGGUCACGCGCGGCCUCAUGCCCUCCGUGGCGGCCGCGGCGGGGCUGCUGCCCGCCAGCCUGCAUCGAGAGAUGCACUCUUCCGUCUACUCCGAGCUCAGUCUCGACUCUGGCAUUGGAGACCCACUUGCUCAUUCAAGCAUGCAGAAAGUAUUCGAGACCGUGCAGUGCGCGUCGCGCUGGUCGGGCGCGUCGCUGUCGGGCUCGGAGCCGGACGCGGCGCCCGCCUACAAGCCGCCAACUAAACCCAACUCCUCAGACUCCUUCUUUGAAGAUGUAUCUGACACUGAGUCGGAAGAUUUGUAUCCAGGAAACACAGGGGUUGGCGUCCCGGGCGCUCCCGGCGCGGCGGAGCUAGCGGCGGCGUUGCGGCGGCUCACACCACAAGAAAUCAACUCUAGGCGGGCUUCCUUAGCCGCCUCGCACGUGCUGAGGCAUCGACGACGGACGGAGAGAGAUUUAAGCGAAGAGAGCGCGGUAUGGGGUGCGGGCGCGGCGGGCGGCAUGGCGCGGUUUCGGCCGCCACACAAGCUGCAAAUCGUCAAGCCGAUGGAGGGAUCCCUCACGCUACACACCUGGGCGCAGCUCGCUAAACCAACCAUGUCGGGUUUACUGGAAGAGCAGGAAGGCGUGGGUGUGCGAGGGUCGCGAUCCGCGCAGGCGCUGGGCAUGCGCGUGUACCGGCUGUCCGACGUGGAGGAGGACGACGACAUGCCGCGCCUGCCGCACUCGAGCCACAUCUACACCUUCACCAACAGCACGGUUUUACAUCCAAACGAUGGCAGCCUCGUAGGUAGCAACGUGAGCAGCGUCUGCAGCAGCGGUAUGAGCAGCCUCUCUAGCUCCGUGCUGGGCAGCGCGUGGAGCUCGCGCCUCACGUCGCGCCGCUCCUCCGCCGCCGUGUCGCCCGUGCACUCGCGCCGCGACUCGCUCUGCCAGCCGCCCUCGCGACACUUCACGCCCACGGCCACGCCCGCCAACAGCCCGCUGCUCGGCUCGCCCGACUCCUCGCCGCCGCCCACGCCGCGCCCCGGCGACGCGCCCCCCUCGCUGCACGCCCUCAUCGCGAGCGGCACCUCCAUCCUCCGCCGGCGGUACCUCAUAUCCCCAGCUUCCGACGGCUCCCCAUCUCCGCUGGCGCUGCAAACACCGGGAUCUCUAUACAUGGGGCUGCUUCAUCGAAGUCCGAUGGAGCAGUUGACUUGUUUGAAGCGAACCCUUCGAUCUCCAGCCGCGGCGCCGACGGAGCGGUGUGAGACGGCAGACGCCCCAUUAGGAGUUCCUGCGCAUCCCGGUGAAGGCGCAUUGGACGCUGCUGCUCAUGGUGGUCCUGGCACGAACGGUCGAAGAGGCAGAGUGCGAGCGCCGCGGCCUCGCACGGACUUGGGCACGGUGGGCUCGACGCCGACGAGCAGCACGCCGGCGCAAUCCUCGCCCCUCGGUACGCUCAGCACCUUUCUAUUCGGCCGCAAAGGUGGCUUACUGUGAGAGUGCGAGCCUUUCCGACUCAUCAGAGGUGCUUCCGUAGAUCGCUCGGACGCCGCUCGAUUAGAAAACCGCAGAGUGCGUUUUGAGCCGCGUCACGCUAAGCGAUCGUUCUGAAUUGAGGCGAAUAGUUAUAGUGAUUGCUGCGUGCAACCUUGUGUACUGAAUAAUGAUAAAGAUACUUACUUUUGUGCUCAAACAGCAGUUUUGUUUUUAGAAUAAUCAAUUCUCAACAUUUUAUACGAAGUAAUUACUGUUACCAUUCGCCUCAAUGGGGCGUAGCCUUAUUGAUUUUUUUACUUGUGAUUUAGAUGUAGACGAUUUUUUUAAGCGAAAACCCGAUAGGCCUAUCGGUAAUGUAGGCAUAAUUCGAUUAACAUCGACAUGAUUGGUAUUAUUUUAUGUUAUGAAACAUUUAUGUCUGUGAGUCCAUUAUUAUUUUUUUUGACAUUGUUUGUUUUGUAGUAAUUUGUAUUUUUUUAGAAUUGCUUUUGCAUUUAUGUGGAUGACUAUGAAUCUGAAUUGAUCUUUAGAAAGACUUGUAUACGUCGCCGUUGUAGCAUUUUCAAAUCUAACACAUUCCUUUGAACAAACUAGUAUUAAUCGAAUGCAUGCAUAUUGAAGCAGGUCAGAAUUAUCAAGAGAACCGAACGGCCAAUUUAUUUACAGCGAUAUCCUUUUGGCACUAAAUAAAAACAAAGUUCAUAAUAAUUAUUACAAGUUUAAAAUAAACACACUGCCUAGGUAUAAAGGUCCAAACGCAUUUGCGCUGCGCUGCGCGACGCGACACGUAGUUGUCUGCCGCGUCACGCUCAAGUGCGCCUUGCUCCAUGCAAACUCGCAUAUCUAUACUAAUAUUAUAAAGAGGUAAAGUUUGUAAGUUUUUUUGUAGGAUCUCUGGAACUACUGAACCGAUUUUGAAAAUUAUUUCACCAGUACAAAACUACAUUUUUCCUGAGUAAUAAUUUCCAGAAAAUUACAGAUCCCUACGAAAAUUGUAAUGCGCUACCCGUCGUAUUGUAUGCGCGCCGCGUCGAGCAGCGCUACUCAAGUGCGUUGGGACCUUUAAACGCAAUUAGUUUCAAGGAUGGGCAUUAAUCUUAUUAUUUUGAGACUGACAUCUUAGUUACAUAUCUUACAAUUUUCGCCCUUUGAUAGCUUGUUAUGCUUCCAUUUUCGUAUACGAUUUUGAAUCGUUUUUAUUUAACGUCAAAAGCACUAUUGCAAUUAAAUUGUAGACUUAAUAAAAAUUAAAGAUCUUUGUUUCCUUUUUUCAUUAAUUAAUUCGAUAAAAAAAUUUGACAAUUAUUUAUACUAAAAAAUAUUUAACAAGUGCUAUAAAUUCUGGUUGUUUUCAUAUUUCGAUGAAAGUUCUAAUCAUAUACUUAAUCAAUUUAUUACUAUGAUAAACUAUGAUAUCAUUUCUUUUUUUAUCUUUUCAUAAUAGGUACUUAGAUAUUAAUAAGUUUCAUAAAAUUAUCAUUGUAAAUAACUAAUUGAAUUUCCAUUAAUAAUUUAGAAGAGUACAAAUUAUUUGUUUUUAUAAAAAUUAGUAACAUUUGUAAUGAACAUAUGAUAUAAAAUUAUAAUUCAAUUUUAUAUUUUGAUUCUUAUAAGGUGCAAAGUAUUUGUUAUUAUAAUAUUUUAAUAAAGAACAUUUCUGUUAACUUAAUUACUAACUCAGGGUCUAAAUGUAAAAGUGGUGCAUGCCAUAGAUUAAAAGUUUUCAAUUGAAAUUACUAGGCUCAAGGCACAUUGGGUCAUCUUUUUUAUACACUCAUACGUGCAUUACGCAAAUGUACGUAUUAGUGUAUAAAAAAAUUCACGCGAAUACUCGCGUCGACGUUCGUUUGACUAGUUUAUUUUGCUUCACAUUAGCAUAUUGAAGAUAAUUUUCAGUAUUCUUUGGAACAUUUUGGUAGAGACGCCUCGCUGCGUUUCAACCUUGCGUCAAUAUGCCUUGAGCCUUACUUGUGUCAUCAGCUUGGCAUUCGACCGAAGAACUUUUGUUCACAGUCUUUAAUUUUACUUUUGAUAGCUUUAUUAUUUAUUUAUCACGUAAGUUUAAAACGGGGAGGAGAAGUGAUUAUUAUCUUUAUAAUCACAAUCAGUGAAUAUUUAUUAAUAUCAUGUUAACUAAUAGGUAAUUAUGACUAGGUUUUUCUAGUUUUUUAGUCCUGAUUAUUACUUAAUACUUAUAUUAAUAUCACACACUUAGAUCCAGUUAAAAUGAACGUAGGCAUAUUGUAUAAUUAGUUUCAUGUCAUUUUCUUAGUGCGUUUUAAUAUCAAAUGUCUUGCUAGAUAAAAUAUUAAACAAUGAAAAUUGUUUUUUUUGUCAAUAAAAAAAUUUCAAUCGUAACUGAUGUAAUACGAGGUAAAAAUAGUGUACUGAUCAUUGUUAGGAUGGCAAUUUUUGUUAUUGAAAAAAUGUGCUAGUUAAGUAACAAAAGUUUCAAAAAUAAUAUUUUGACUGGAUUACUUAAUAUUGUGUGUGUACUUCUCCAACCCUGUCGGUGCUAGGUAGCAACUAUGCCAGUGAGGUUCCCUUGUGUGGUUAAAAUAAUCGCACGAAUUUAGUUUUUUAGUCAUUUAGCAGUAUCCUGUAGGUUAAUAGGCUAUUAUUGAAUUCAGUUUAUGCUUUAAUCAGAGGAUCGUAGUAAAUCACUUACAUGAUUUGUUGAUGGUAGUCAGGAAGGCUGUGAGGCGAUUCAUCUUGCGAACGAUUGUUGUAAGUUGCUGGGGUUUACUUAAUACAGUGAGUUAGCACAAACUGUAAGUCGUAUGAGGGUAACUUGUUGAGAUUUGACGAUAACAACAAUAUUGUGGAUAAUAAUGAUUGUAUUAUAAUAGAAAUAUAAUUUAUUCCAUGAA